UGCUUCUUGAACAAGGCUGGCACUACUUCACAGACCUUCCUCAGAGCCACUUUCAGAAGAGCCAGUUUCUCUGGUUAGCCCCAGAGCUGCCUUGAGGAGCCUGGAGGUUUGAAAAUGAACCCCACGGAUAUAGCAGACACCACGCUGGAUGAAAUCAUCUAUAGCAAUUACUAUUUCAAUGACAAUAUCCCCAAGCCUUGCACCAAAGAAGGCAUCAAGGCAUUUGGGGGGCUCUUCCUGCCCCCCCUCUACUCCUUGGUCUUUCUGUUUGGUCUGCUUGGCAAUUCCGUGGUGGUUGUGGUCCUCUUCAAGUACAAGCGGCUCAGGUCCAUGACUGACGUGUACCUGCUCAACCUUGCCAUCUCCGACCUGCUCUUUGUGCUCUCCCUCCCUUUCUGGGGCUACUAUGCUGCAGACCAGUGGGUUUUUGGACUAGGUCUCUGCAAGAUUAUUUCCUGGAUGUACUUGGUGGGCUUUUACAGUGGCAUAUUCUUCAUCAUGCUCAUGAGCAUUGAUAGAUACCUGGCAAUCGUGCACGCAGUGUUUGCCUUAAGAGCGAGGACUGUGACUUACGGGGUCAUCACCAGCUUGGUCACAUGGUCUGUGGCUGUCCUGGCCUCCCUCCCAGGCCUUUUAUUCAGCACUUGUUAUACAGAGCGCAACCAUACCUAUUGCAAGACCAAGUACUCGUUCAACUCCACAAGCUGGAAGGUCCUGAGCUCCCUGGAGAUCAACGUCUUAGGCUUGGUGAUUCCCUUAGGGAUCAUGCUGUUUUGCUACUCCAUGAUCAUCAGGACCUUGCAGCACUGUAAGAACGAGAAGAAGAACAAGGCGAUGAAGAUGAUCUUCGCCGUGGUGGUCCUUUUCCUGGGGUUCUGGACGCCGUACAACGUAGUGCUCUUCCUGGAGACCCUGGUCGAGUUAGAGGUCCUGCAGGACUGCACCUUUGAAAGACACCUGGACUAUGCCAUUCAGGCCACAGAGACCCUGGCUUUUGUUCACUGCUGCCUUAAUCCAGUCAUCUACUUCUUCCUGGGGGAGAAGUUUCGCAAGUACAUCGUACAGCUCUUCAAAACCUGCAGGGGCUCUUUUGUGCUCUGCCAAUACUGUAGGCUCCUCCAAAUUUACUCCCCCGACACCCCCAGCUCAUCUUACACGCAGUCCACCGUGGAUCACGAUCUCCAUGACGCUCUGUAAAAAUGCAAGAACCAGAGUUAGUAAGUUUCCCAAGUUAAGAGCUUAGGUAACAUUGUGUUAUAGUAAGAGAUCCCCGAGCAGGUGUCAGGAACAUUUACAUCCACUGCAGAAAGUGGGGCUUCUUACCCUGAAGUCAGCUUUUCCUCUUGCCACACACCAGUUCAGG
This is a messenger RNA of Rhinolophus ferrumequinum (greater horseshoe bat), 1363 nucleotides long. RefSeq names its product C-C motif chemokine receptor 4 (gene CCR4). The record is from RefSeq and is a predicted model, not a curated record. Gene Ontology annotation, biological process: G protein-coupled receptor signaling pathway; immune response; inflammatory response. Gene Ontology annotation, molecular function: C-C chemokine receptor activity. Lineage: Eukaryota; Metazoa; Chordata; Mammalia; Chiroptera; Rhinolophidae. Gene Ontology annotation, cellular component: membrane. The coding region runs from base 115 to 1197 and encodes 360 amino acids. The transcript has 2 exons.